AACCGCCCAACGCCUGCGCAAGCGGGCUCGCUUUGCUUGCAGGCGUGUUGUGGUCCAUGUGGCACGCAAUUCUUGCCUCAGACGCUGCGCCCCACCGUAAGGCCCAUAUAGGUGCAUAAAUGGACACACAUGGCAGUCAAAAGAACUGGGCGACCGAAUUAUGGGCUGUGGGCGUUUUCGACCCGCUAUUUGUGGGCCGAAUGCUUGCGCGCAGGGGCUUGCGCUCCCCCCGGCCGGUUCCAGCGCAUAGCUCCAGCAUUUAGCCACCUGAAGUGCACGAUGGUGCGCUGAGGCGGCUGGGCAUCGCAAAAUUCAGGCUGGAAACGCGAGUCGGCAAUGGUACGGCGCCCAUGCAAGCGGCCCCAAAAUUAAGGCCCGAAGAGCAUUUGCCUCGCCCACAGCGUUCUGUCUGCACUCUUCCAACUCUCUUUCUACACUUUCUUCACUCUCUACAUAUCGCAGAGAUGGCCCUGUGCAUGCAGACCCGCUCGGUCGGUGCGGUCCGCCGCACCAGCGCUGUUCGCAGCGCUCCCUUCCGCGGCAGCCGCAUGGUUGUGCGCGCGACCCCCGCUGUGUCUGAGAUUGUGGACAAGCUGAAGACCCUGACCCUGCUGGAGGCGUCGGAGCUGGUGUCCGAGAUUGAGAAGACCUUCGGUGUGGACGCCUCGGCCGCCGCCCCCGUUGCCAUGGCUGCCAUCGCUGCCCCUGGCGCUGCUGCUGCUCCCGCUGUUGAGGAGAAGACCACCUUCGAUGUGGUGCUGGAGGAGAUCCCCGCCGACAAGAAGGUCGGCGUCUACAAGGUGGUCCGCAACAUCGCCAACAUCGCCGUCAACCAGGUUAAGGACUUCACCGCUACUCUGCCCAAGGUCCUGAAGGAGGGCCUGAGCAAGGAGGACGCUGAGGCCGCCAAGGCUCAGCUGCUGGAGGCCGGUGCCAAGGCCAAGGUCGCUUAAGCGGCCUGCGCGUAAUUACAUCAACGUCUUGUCAGCAGUAGCGUAAUUGGUGAGCGAAGAGCGAGCUGGGUCGCGCUGUCGGCAGUGGGCAGUGCUUUCGUGGUGGAAAUGUGGUCGCGGACUUCAACUUCGUGGACCGACCGCGUCGACGCCGCACUGCAAAGCCAGGUGUUGUAGUAAUGCUGGGAACUGGUGGCUUGCUCGGAGAGCGAUGGGCUUCGGGUCGAGGGGUUUCAUGUGGCGAUGGGAGUUGGAGCCUGGUGGCAGUUCUUUGCUGCGGGUUGGGAGGUCAAGUCCUGCAUGCAGUGGCUGAAUGCGGGGGCCAUGUGCGUAUGGGUGCAGGCAGGCGGGGCCUAUGCCGGCAAUUUUGGACUAACUGUGCCGGCCGGGUCGCCGCUGUGGGGUGGUUAGGGGCGUGUGCGUCACUGCGAAGUGUUUGCUAUGGCGACUGACCACUAACCAUGGCUAUGAUGCGAGCCUCCUGAUGCUACUCAGGGCCCAAAUGGUGACGCUUGUCUGGUGCUCCCCAGGCAACGCGUAGAGCAAAGGCGGAUUUUCGAGAUAGUUGUGGCGGCGUCAUGCUGGGGUGGCGCGGCUCACACCCGCCCGUAGAUGAUGAUGUAGCGCAGAAGAGUGUCCCUAGCGCGGAGGUUGGAGGUGUGCGGUGCUCAAGUGCCGUGAAAGACAGUGCGAGGCUUAUCCUGGAUGUAACGGAGAAGCUGG
Messenger RNA from Chlamydomonas reinhardtii, 1676 nucleotides. RefSeq lists its product as uncharacterized. Bases 465 to 953 code for a protein of 162 amino acids. The transcript has a single exon. Gene Ontology annotation, biological process: translation. Gene Ontology annotation, cellular component: ribosome. Gene Ontology annotation, molecular function: structural constituent of ribosome. The record is from RefSeq and is a predicted model, not a curated record. NCBI's taxonomy places the organism in Eukaryota, Viridiplantae, Chlorophyta, Chlorophyceae, Chlamydomonadales, Chlamydomonadaceae.